CGUUAAUUCAGCUCCUCGAGGUCUCCGGUCAGGACGGGUGCACGCGACAGCUCGUUCAUGGCUCCGUGUAAGACCUGGCAGGUGCGCUGUGUCCUCUGCGCCGGUUUACUCCUGGCGGCCGCGCUCAUCUGGCUGUGCAUCAGUUUGUUUGUCCCCCGUGAAUGCGCGCGCGGACACUUCGCGCACGCAGCCGUGUCUGCAGACUCGCUACGCUGUUCCGAGAUUGGCAGAGACAUCCUCCAGCAGGGUGGGUCAGCAGUAGAUGGCGCCAUUGCUUCUCUUCUCUGCACUUCGUUGGUUAAUCCUCAAAGCAUGGGGCUGGGAGGAGGAUCAAUAUUCACUAUAAGAGAUAAAACAGGCAAGGUGAGAGUCUUCAGCUCCAGAGAAACUGUUCCUCUGUCAUUCAAGCCUGACCUGCUAAAUGAUUGCCCCACCACAUUUAAAUUAGUUCCAGGCAUCCAGUGGACUGGUGUUCCCGGAGAGCUCCGAGGCUAUGAAGAAGUGCACCGCCGCUAUGGUAAACUACCGUGGGCCAAGCUGUUUGAGCCCACCAUUAAACUGGCCAGGGAGGGUUUCCCUCUGCCACCUUUUCUUGAACACCUCCUGACCAAUCCAAUCAUCAGAGACCUGGUGAAAGGCUCCUCUCUCUGUGAGUUGUUCUGCAACAACAAUAAAACGGUUCUGAGCAAAGGGGACACACUCAAAUUCCCCAAGCUGGCAGAGACGAUGGAGAUCGUUGCAGAACAAGGAGCUUUUGCCUUCUACAAAGGCAAGAUCGGAUCUGACUUAAUCGAAGACAUAAAAGCUGCAGGUGGGACGAUUACAAUGGAGGAUCUGAGAACUUUCCGGUUGCGGAUGGGCGAUGCUUGGACAAUUCCUAUAGGAGACAGUCUGUUGCACAUCCCGCCGCCACCUGCAGGGGGCGCCACGCUUGCGCUCAUUCUGAAUCUCAUGAAAGGGUUCAACCUCUCCGCAAAAUCCAUUGAGGGUGACCAGAAAAUCCAAACCUACCACCGUUACGUAGAAGCACUUAAAUUUGCAAAUGGGCAAAAGGGGAGCAUUAAGGAUCCUCAGUACACUGACACAACGACUGCAGCACAUUUGAUUGAUUCCCACUACGCUGAUCGGAUCAGGGAAAGGAUAUCGCCAGACCGUACUCACAAUAAUUCCUACUACAACGUCAAGCCUUCCUCGGACCACUACGGGACCACACAUGUGUCUGUCCUGGCUGAAGAUGGCUCAGCCGUCUCUGUCACGAGCACAAUUAAUCAAAUAUUUGGUGCAUCCGUUUACUCCCCCAGAACAGGCAUCCUUCUCAACAAUGAACUGAUUGAUUUCUGUGGGAGAGCAGCUUCUCUGAGGCCAGUUUCCUUUCAGAUCAAUUUGGUUGAAUUUUUCCCCCCAGGGGAACAGCCCCCCUCUUCAAUGGCUCCAGCUCUGCUGGAGUCCAAAUCUGGAGACAUAAUUGUGAUUGGAGGUUCAGGUGGCAGUAUGAUCACCACAGCAAUGGCCUCAUCUCUGAUAAAUCAUCUUUGGUUAGGGAAGAGUCUUGGCGAUGCCAUUGCUGCACCUGUGGUAUUUGUCGAUGCCAAGAACAACCUGAAAUUUGAGCCUGGAUUUGAAGGGUAUGUGAUAGAUGGACUGAAAGCUCUUGGACACAAGGUGGAGGAUUUUGAAUACUUCUUCAAUGUGGUCAAUGCCGUGGCAAAGGAGAAUAGGUGCAUCACAGCUGUGUCAGACAGAAGGAAGAUGGGCCAAGCAGCUGGAUAUUGAACUUGAGACUGGAUAUUAAACUUGAGACCGCAUGCCAAGAAGCAGGCUGAGCCAUACUUUAUUUGGACUGCAUCUUCAAUUUUGAGGUUAUUCCUUGUAGGCUCAGUAAGAGUAACACUUUAUCAUUAUGCAUCCUCAAAACGUGCUCUAUGCCACUCUCCUAUGCAGAGCUCUACGUCACAUCGACUGAAAGGCCUGUGCCCCAACUGACUGAUGAAUGAAACCAAGUACUUAAAUACAUGGCCAACACAUGUAAGAUUGUCAGUUUCAAGAUAUAGGAUACAGUUAUGUAUGAUAGUGGUCUGAACAUUGUUAAAGUUUUUAAAGAGCAGGGUAACCAAAUUGACAGAUGUGCUUCAAAAUACUUGAUAAAUGUGGGAGAUGUAUUGCUGUUGACAUGUUAAAAUGUGUUGAACCAUGUAUAGAACUGAUUUGCGGAGUUAGACCGUUUUUGGGUAUUUUUCCCGUUUUCCUUCCUUGAUUUUUUGGCCGGCUUCCUUGGUGACGUCGCCGGCUUCCUUUCGGCGCCACAGCCCCAGAGUCUGAAACCAGUGGACGCUGCAGAUUUUUACACGUUUUUGAAGCUUUGUUUUGUAUACUUCGCAACAUUUUUAAUCAUACAGAAUUGGCUCGGUGGUUACUGAUAUGUUUUCCGGGGGUAUGGGUAUCCCAAAACACAGAUUUGUGCUCAUUUACCCGCCACUUUAAUGAUAUAUUGUGAAAAAAGUACACAGACUAUCUUUCAGAAUCUGAAUCAGACUCAAUAUCAGACUCAAAAUCAGACUGAGAUUUAUUGGCCAAAUGUGCCUAUGCACACCAGGAAUUUGACUCCUGUCCACAGCAACUUCCAGCACUUGCAGACUCAAAAAACAAACAAAUAAAUAAAUAAAAGAAAACAAACAAAGAAAAGGAAGAAGAAAAAACCAGAAGAAACAAAUGGAACAACAACAGGACACUGGAGGCAAGCAUGUAUGCACAACACGUAUGGUGUUACUAUACAGAGUCUUGUUAUGGUUGACCAAUCAACAACCUAUGUCCAUAUAUUGUACCAUAUUGCUUUUAUACUAUAUUGCCCAUACACUGUACCAUAUACCAUACCACAACUCCACAACCCAUCAUGCCCAUAUACAAUACUAACAACACUACUUUUCUAUUGAAGAAAAUAUUUUGUUCAUGUUUCGUCUCACUUUCUUUUGUUGAGUUUUCCAUGGAUAAGUCCUGAAGGCAUAGUGGCUCUGGCAGUGCAGACUCCUGUCAAGUUCAUAAAGGCUAAAUAUUUUAGCGGUUUGAAUUUUUGCUUAUUGCAAAAUUCAAAAGUAGGCACUAGAAGGUGGAAGGCGCAGUCUGUUGAAAAUUAUUUAAUUGAUUUUUUUAGGUGGUAAAACAUAAUCCAUUAACUAAUUGUGAAUGCUAAGGUAAUGGACAUUGGUAUUUGCCAACAUGUGGAAAAAAAAUGUAGAGACGCUUCAAAUUAUAUUGGCUCUCUCGCAAUGGAUAAUGAAAACAAAAUAAAAAUAUAUGCUCAACAUGCUGCAAAAAGAAGUCAAGGGAAAAAGGGCAAAUAAGUGUAAAUAAAACAAAAAACUUCUCUUCGAAAUGCUGUAAGUUUAAUUUGGGGGUAAUAUCUUGAAAGAACAAGCUGUAUGUCCUUUUCGAACUCUUCAUCCUCUCCCUUUUUUAAUCACUGCACUGCGUUUAUUUUGUCCAAAAUACUGGAUAUGAUUUAUUUCUUCUUGAACUGGAUGUGACUUCCUCUGGGAUGACGGGAUGAUGUGAUGUCACUCACUUCCUGUUGGAGCAUGGGCGUCGGACUGGUGUGCUGUUACGUAUGCACGGCCUUAAACACAAUAAAAUGUGCCACCCUUAAA
Lampris incognitus (smalleye Pacific opah) is the source of this 3641-nucleotide messenger RNA. RefSeq names its product gamma-glutamyltransferase 5b (gene ggt5b). The record is from RefSeq and is a predicted model, not a curated record. Gene Ontology annotation, cellular component: plasma membrane. Gene Ontology annotation, biological process: glutathione catabolic process; leukotriene D4 biosynthetic process; inflammatory response. Gene Ontology annotation, molecular function: glutathione gamma-glutamate hydrolase; leukotriene-C(4) hydrolase activity. Bases 58 to 1773 code for a protein of 571 amino acids. Lineage: Eukaryota; Metazoa; Chordata; Actinopteri; Lampriformes; Lampridae. The transcript is spliced from 12 exons.